Aspergillus thermomutatus is the source of this 849-nucleotide messenger RNA. Its product is annotated as 2EXR domain-containing protein. The record is from RefSeq and is a predicted model, not a curated record. Lineage: Eukaryota; Fungi; Ascomycota; Eurotiomycetes; Eurotiales; Aspergillaceae. The transcript has a single exon. The coding region runs from base 1 to 849 and encodes 282 amino acids.
AUGGCCGCAGCAGCAGCAUCUCCCCCCACAUUUCCUCACUUCUCCAAUCUCCCCCCAGAGCUACGCAUCCUAAUCUGGCACGAAGCCCUCCCACAAAAAGACAGCCCCGCCCUAAUCUUCUUCAAAAAAGGAUGUUGGCACCUGCGACGCCUAUCCGAAUCCGAGCAAGGCUACGACCCCACCGACCCCUCCCACCCGCACUUCUACUUCCGCCCCGAACUACUCGACCAUGUCGAGGUCGAGGUCCCGCUGUAUUUCGUCAACCGUGAGGCGCGCAGGAUCGCUCUAGCCUGGUGUCGCGAGCAGGAGAUCUCAAUGCGCUUCUCCGGCAACCAGUCUCCCGUCUUUGCGCGCCCGUUUAACCCAGAACACGAUGUGCUGUACGUCCCGCUCGAUCAAUGGGACGGCUUCCUCUGCGAGCCGUAUGAUCGGAUGUUUGCGCCGGAAAUGUUAGACCAGUCUGUCAGCACUUAUGCUCUGGAGCUGGGGGGCAUCGCUGUGCCCGAAGCACAGGUUCUUAGCAGCGCCUCUGUACUACAUGAGAUGUUCGAGUGGCCCUAUUGGCCAGCGGUGCUGUAUGUCAUUGUUGACCCGCCGCCGAAUCUGCGGUUGGAGUAUGCGGGGACAAAUGUCCAGCGGCGGUGGGAGAUUCAGAGCCGGCCGGGAGGGACAUUGUUCUAUAACUGGAAGGACGGUCGUGGCAGCUUUGAGGAUGCGAUUGGUGAGUGUUUUGGUCAUGAAGCCUUGUACCAGCGGAUCAAGGAGGCUAGCAAAGGGCUAGGUGAAGGGAUAACAUUGCACAAUGUCCGCAGCUUUGAGGUACGGCCUGUCUCUGCCGUUAGAAGAUGA